Molecule: messenger RNA, 1170 nt
Organism: Ostertagia ostertagi
Lineage: Eukaryota; Metazoa; Nematoda; Chromadorea; Rhabditida; Trichostrongylidae
Source: the annotation of a GenBank genome assembly
AUGCUCUCGAUAAGAAGUAUUACCAAGUACAUUCAUCGUUUCCUACCGGCGACUUUGUUUGGAGAGCCAGACGUUUCAUUCCAAAAUGGAGCUUAUUUUUAUUACAGGACGUGGUGGACUCAUGUUGAAAUGGGUCCCCCGGAUGCAAUUCUUGGGGUUACCGAAGCGUUCAACCGUGACACUAAUCCACAGAAGAUGAAUCUUGGUGUUGGUGCCUAUCGAGAUGAUCAGGGUAAACCAUUCGUUCUACCUUGUGUUCGUGAGGCUGAGAUCCGUCUACUUGGAGAAAAGCUCAACCAUGAAUAUGCUGGCAUUGCUGGAAUACCUGAAUUCACGAAGGUUGCCGCAAAGUUGGGUCUGGGUGAGGAUUCUGAAGUGAUCAAAUCCGGUCGUAUAACUACAAUGCAGAGCAUCUCUGGCACAGGCGCUUUGCGGAUCGGAUCUGAAUUUCUUGCAAAGUACCAUCCGAACAAGGUGAUCUACCAGCCUACACCUACGUGGGGAAAUCACGUUCCCGUGUUCAAGUAUAUUGGUAAUUGUAGAAGGAACAAUGGAAGAAGAUCUCCUGAGAUCUGCAAGAAGAACGAGCUUUUCGUUUUCUUCGACAUGGCUUAUCAAGGGUUCGCUUCGGGAGAUGUCGAUGGUGACGCAUAUGCCGUGCGUUAUUUCAUCGAUCAGGGGCACAACAUCUGCCUCGCCCAGUCAUUUGCCAAGAACAUGGGAUUGUACGGAGAGCGAAUAGGAGCGUUUUCCGUAGUGUGUGAGAAUGCAGAAGAGGCAGCCCGCGUUGCCUCACAACUGAAAAUUCUCAUUCGUCCACUGUACUCAAAUCCGCCGAUUCACGGCGCCCGCAUUGUCACGAAAAUCCUCACUGACGCAGCUCUUCAUAAGCAAUGGUUGGUCGACGUAAAAGGUAUGGCCGACCGUAUUAUUACAAUGCGGAAACAGUUGCGGGAAUUGCUUGCCAAAGAAGGAUCUAGCCGUAAUUGGCAACACAUUACUGAUCAAAUUGGAAUGUUCUGUUUCACUGGAAUCAAUCCUCAACAGGUGGAGAAGUUGAUCAAGGAGCAUUCUGUUUAUUUGACAAAGGACGGUCGAAUUUCUGUGGCAGGAAUCUCGUCCAAUAAUGUCGGAUACUUCGCCAGAGCUCUUCAUGCCGUCACUAAGUAA